Molecule: messenger RNA, 1015 nt
Organism: Leptosomus discolor (cuckoo roller)
Lineage: Eukaryota; Metazoa; Chordata; Aves; Leptosomiformes; Leptosomidae
Source: RefSeq, a predicted model, not a curated record
GGGGGCAAGAUUCCGAUCCGAUGGACAUCACCAGAAGCCAUUGCGUAUCGGAAGUUCACAUCAGCCAGUGACGCAUGGAGCUAUGGGAUUGUUCUCUGGGAAGUGAUGUCUUAUGGAGAGAGACCAUACUGGGAGAUGUCCAACCAGGAUGUGAUUAAGGCUGUUGAUGAAGGGUACCGCUUGCCACCUCCUAUGGACUGCCCAGCUGCCUUGUAUCAGCUGAUGCUGGACUGUUGGCAGAAAGACAGAAACAACAGACCCAAGUUUGAGCAGAUUGUCAGCAUCCUGGAUAAACUGAUCCGUAAUCCCAGCAGUCUGAAAAUAAUCACCAAUGCAGCGGCAAGGCCAUCAAAUCUUCUCCUGGACCAAAGUAACAUUGACAUUUCAGCCUUCCGCACGACAGGUGAUUGGCUCAAUGGCUUUCGGACAGGACAGUGCAAAGACAUUUUCACGGGCGUGGAGUACAGUACCUGUGAUACAAUAGCCAAGAUUUCUACAGAUGACAUGAAGAAAGUUGGUGUUACGGUCGUGGGACCUCAAAAGAAGAUUGUUAGCAGUAUCAAAGCUCUAGAAACUCAUACAAAGAACAAUCCUGUUCCUGUGUAAGGUACCAAAAUGAUGUUGCUCAGGAGAGGACAAAAAGAGAAAAGUUGCAUCACAGGGCAAAAAUGAUGGCUGAUAAACAGCAGAAUUUAAAGGAGUCCUUUGCAACAGCUUUGGAAACAUAAUGGUUGAAAUUUCAAACCCACUAAGACACUCAAAUAUUGAGUAUAAAUGCCUUAAAAAUAGGAGUGAACUUGUUUUCUAUCUGUUAAUCUUAAAUGGUGGGUGCUCUUGACUGACUGUUAAUGCAGAUAGUAAAUUUCAAAAGGAAAAAAAAAUUGUAAAAAAUCCUUCCAAGUAAAAACCAGUGUUACUAAAACCUAGAGCCAUUUGAAUAUUAAGUGACUGAAUAACAUGAAAAACCCAUGGACAUGAAAGCUGUGUAUUUGAUCUAUACAGCAAACAAGAAGAA